GAAAUGAGCAGAGUUAUCUGAAGAUAGACGUGUUGUGUAUAAUAUAUUGUAUAUCAUUAACAGUGAAGGGGAUCUAUUCCACAGUUCUUAAACUUACAGAAAUAAAUCAUAUAAGAAUUUUUAAAAUUAGAAGAAAAUACCCAGUGAUAACAAGAAUAAUAUAAAAGGUUUUCGACAGAAAAAUUUAAUUUCUUUGAAAGUUACGUACAAAGAAAACAAAGAGUAAUUCCCAAAUGUAACGUGUACAUCGGAUUCAUGUUAAAGCAGAUGUUCCAUACGCACACACGUGAUCAAUGAAAUAAAGUAUCGAUUUCAACUAUCAUAUAAUUCAUUCGAAUAUCAUUUGCGAUAUAUAGCAAAACACUGCGAUAUAUAGCAAAACACAGAGAAAAAUAAAGAAAAUAAUCGUGUCUGGCAUGAGUCAGUUUAAUGUACGUCUCGAUACGUCAGUAUCAGUUCCUCAGAAAUAAAAAUAAAUUCCCUAAUUAAAUUGUAAAUGUAAAACAAAUCAAAACAAAUCAACAAACUUUUUUUUUCUUUUUUGGACAAGUUAAAUACACAGCUGUUUGCGUAAUAUUUCACUGUGCGCAAUAAAUUUCACGGACGUCUUAUUUCGCAACCCUUGAGGAAAUACCACCAAUGAACGUCUACGAUUCAGAUAACAGAAAGCGUGCCUCAAAUUUUAAUGUGCAAUUCAUUAAUAAAAUUGUAAAAUGUUUAGAAGCGCCUAGGCUUAUAUUUGACGAUUUACCUUUCAUCUUAUAUAAAUAGAAGUAGGUAAACCGAAAUAAGGCAGUGACUAAGAAGAACAUGUUGGCCAAUGAUCUACUCUAGUGUAUAGCUGUCGAACUGUGAGAGGCCGCAGAAAUCACCUGUCUUUGAACCUCUGUCCACGAUAAAGGUGUCAGUAUUUAACGGACAAAGAGCAUAAAAACUUAGGUGCAGUUGUCGCUACUUCGACCUUUUUUUCCCCGGCGUAUCAAAGUGCAGGGAAAUGACUUUUUCUUCUUCUUAAAAGAGCGAUGUGAGGACCUCUGUUGAAACAGUUCAUGAUUUGUUUUAUCCGACAUGGAUUUUUACAAGUAUUCCAGUAUUGUGUUCUUGUGCUUUAUUUGGAUUGGGAACAUCGCCUCUGGAUUUCACAUUGCACGGAACACUAAGCGAGCAGAACGCCGCCAAAUUUCCCCAAGUUCUUCACAGCUAAGACUGAUUCCUAAUCAGUCAUCAUCACGUAGGACAUAUAACAAUUCCAAGCGGAUUCUUCCACCCGCCUCCAGGCAGUGGAAUGCUAGGAGAGGGCAUCCUAAGGGACCAUCCGCAAGCCUAAGGUCGAGGUACGGCAAGGCGUUACUGUCUCGAUUACCUCCCCUGAGAAGGACCCCAAAAAAACCUGUGAUCAGGAGAAAAUUAGAAAAAUCGAAUGACCGAAGUGAUUCUUUGAUAAAGAACACAAACGCUAAGAUCGCUGAUCAAAGUGCAAAGAAGAAGACCCCUACCAAAGAUAGAAACUACACAUUCCAUGUGUUUUUAUCAGACGCUUUAUGUCGAAUCUGUGACAAUUUGCAAGGAGAGUGGCGAGCAUAUUGCAGAGAACUGAGGUGCAUGCGAGGAUCUACAGACAGCAGUUGAAGAAAAUAUUUAAUUCAUUCGAUGAUGUAUCAAGAGUUGGAGAUAUUCAAUGGCAUCUCGAGCAAUACACACACACACAAAACCCACAUCGCUAAAACGAGGGACAAAAUCGUUUUAAACAGUGGUAUCACAUGAUAUGUGGCCUGUAGUGUGAUACACCACAGCAAUAAGGGGGCUCCUGACAGCGAGGUGACUUACUCCACUUGGUUUCUGUCCAUUUACAGCAGGACGGGGAAAGGAUCCUUCACAAUAUUUUGAAUGAUAUAAGUUUUACUUAUUUUCGACUAUGUGCUAUAUAGUGCUACAAGUUUAUUGACACAUCAGUAGCCAACUGCCAAGAAGCUACUCUCUUCAAGAAAACACUAGAAAUGUGCUUCCUGUCUUGAAGAACGCAAGAUUACAAUUCCACCUGUAUGUGUUGAAUUAAUUUUGUUAUUUGUGGUGGAUUGUGUCAACCAAACUGACAUAAAAUGGCCUAUUUUGACAGACAGUCUUGUUGAAUUGGGCUUAUGUGUAUUUUUAAAUUCAACAGAAUAUAAAUUAUUUAUGUUUGUUUUAAAUUGGUUUAACAAAAUGUACGCAUUAUAUCUUACUUCAAACAAAGCAUGAAACAGUAAUUACUAUGCUGCAUCAAAAUUUGUAAUCCAUUAAACUGUGUCUUGUAAAUUAUAAA
Messenger RNA from Ostrea edulis (European flat oyster), 2302 nucleotides. RefSeq lists its product as uncharacterized. The record is from RefSeq and is a predicted model, not a curated record. The transcript has 2 exons. Lineage: Eukaryota; Metazoa; Mollusca; Bivalvia; Ostreida; Ostreidae. Bases 1069 to 1629 code for a protein of 186 amino acids.